GUUGGGUGUUGUGAAAACACGUUUAGCCGGUAUACUGACCUCAUUGUGUAGACUGCGAUGUUUUGACAAAGGGGAUUAUCAUGUGCGUAUGCAAAUCUUCGGAGAUUUUUCUUUUCUAUGAAAUGGAUUUUUUUGUGAAUUGGAAAUUCUUAUUUUGAAAUUGGGAAAAAUGGUCUCAUUGGGAAUGGUGCCGUUUUACAGUACCAACUUUAUAUAGAGGAAAAACGCUGGAUGCUUCGGCCGAAGUGAGUAGGCCUACAUGGUCUGCUGGUUCAAGGGAAUGAAUGUUGAAACCUAAUAUUUGGAAAAGGUAGAUGAUGACAAAUUCAAGAAAGGAUAUUUAUGCAGUAAAAUACAGUCAAGUUACUGAUGUUGGAGCUUACAAAAACCACAGGAAGAAUAUCUUGAUUUUGGAGAUGACAAAUGUAUGGUACAUGCUGACUGGCUGCUGCUCGUGACUGUGUGUGUGACCUCAGUGGUAGUGACAGUUGUGACCAUGCUGCUGUGUGCUUGGUGUUGCAAAUGCUGCCCCAGACAGAGGAAGCUGGCAGAGGAAGAGGCGAUGAAUCGUUCUGCCAGUUCCCAGGAGGACACCAGCAUACUGGGAGGCAAUGCUCCACUCACUGGCAAGGCUACUAUCAAGCAGUUUAUUGAGACUAUAAUUGAUAGGUUUGAGCGUCCGGAGCGCCGUGUUGUCACGGAGACGGUGCAGCCUCCACGCUCCUCCAGCGCCGCCCUCAAUGAGGCCCUGGCGCAGCGCCGGGAACAGACAUACAACACCAUCUCUACCAGGCCUCCCGCCAAUGGCAGCCCUGCAACUGCAAAGGGCAGCGGGGCCAGUGUUGAGAACGGGGACACAGAGAGUCUCUGGAAGGGUGUACGUAACUUUGCGAGCAUGUUCAUGGAGGAAGGAGCCGAGGGUGAGGAUGGGGCGGGGGCAAUGGAGGCUGAACCAGUGGAUGGGCUCGACUACCAUCUGGGGAAAAUACAGAUUGCUCUCAGCUAUGACUUUCAAACCCUCACAUUGACACUGAAAAUACUUCAAGCUCAACAGUUACCAGCGAAGGAUUUUACGGGAACUAGUGACCCUUAUGUUAAGAUCCUCUUGUUACCAGAUAAAAGACACAAAUUGUUGACUAAAGUGAAAAAGAAAAACUUGAAUCCUAGAUGGAAUGAGUGUUUUCUAUUUGAAGGUUGGCCUCACAACAAGCUGCUAGAGAAAACCUUGUACCUGCAGGUGAUAGACUACGACCGAUUCAGCCGAGACGAUCCGAUUGGUGAAACAUACAUUCCAUUAAACGAAGUGGACCUCUCACAGUCACCCCUGAUGUGGAAGUUCUUAUCGCCUUGCAAGGACAGCAGGCACUUCGGCAAAGAGUGGACAGGAUGUUUGGGCAAACUAGGAGAGUUGCUGUUGUCGCUAUGCUAUGAGCCUAAUGUGGGCCGCCUUACUGUGAUAGUCAUCAAAGCCAAGGACCUUAAAGCUAAAGACAUUACCGGAGCUUCAGUUACAUGUAGGAAGGCAAAGUCUUCAGACCCCUAUGUGAAGAUGUGGCUGUGUUUUGGCAAGGAGCGAGUGGAGAAGAAAAAGACUACCAUAAAGAUGCGCACGCUGAAUCCAGUGUACAAUGAGUCAUUUAUGUUUGAGAUUCAGUGGGAUAAGAUACGUGAGGCUUCCAUAGAAGUGACAUGCAUGGACUAUGACAAACUGGGCAGGAACGAGAUGAUAGGCAAGGUGCUUCUGGGAUCCAAGAGCGGCCCGUUAGAAACACGCCACUGGAACGACAUGAUCUCCAAGCCCAGGCAGCCUGUAGCACAGUGGCAUCUACUGAAAGACUAGCAGAUUGCAUGUGACAUUAUUUUAAAUAGGUCCUGUUUAGACAAUGAUGUCUGCCAUGCAUCAAUAUGUCUGGGACAUUUCCCAAGCGAAGCAGAUGUGAAGUCUUGGACAAUACCUAUGUUCAGUCAUUGGUGUCUGCGUUGAUGGAUGCAUGGCUUGCAUGGAGUCACCUUCGCAAAGUCAAUAUUAGACACUGGACAUAAGUCUCAGUAUAGCCAUUGAUAAAUCCUUAACAUUGCAGUUCAUGACAUGUCCUGGCCUGUGUCUCAGUAUGUAAAUGACAACAUCUGUGUAUUCAAUAGACUCUAUAUUGUCUGAGGUACAGCAUAAGCAAAGUCAAUGAUAAUAUUUUUAAAUACAUGGUCUACUUAUUAAGUUAUAUAUCCUUGACAUUCUGUCAAUGCAGAAACUGAUAUGCCCAUGACAUAAUAAUAUGUAUAGUCACAAUUGAACCACGGGGAUAAUCAUUUGAAAACUGAUUUCAAAAUCAAAUCCUUGUUUAAGUUGCAAAUGUUUAUGUGCAAUUUAAACUCAAACUGGGGCUUUAACUCUUUCAGUGCGGGAACCGAAUUUUGAAGGCCUCUGCAAACAGUUUGAAUCCAGAUGAGACGCCACAGAACGUGGCGUCUCAUCAGGAUCCAAACUGUUUGCUAUUCUAAUAGUAUAUUUUGAAAAAAAUCGAAGAAAAUGCUAAUUUUAGAAAUUUAGCAGACAACAUUUUAGCAGACGACAAAUUUCCCAGCAUGCAAAGGGUUAAUGUGGUUUUUACCUAUAUAGUCCGUGAUACAGUCAUGGUUAGGAUUUGUCUUGAAAUCUAUUAAACUGUGUUAAUAAGCAAUUUAUAGCGAAUUGCUGACAAUAUAACAAGUAAUACCCCAUGACCAACUACUGAUUUUCAGAACAGCUUGUUGUAUCCAGUGGUUUGUUCAUACAAGCAUAUGUUGUCCACAUGCAUAUACAUAACUGUACACUAUGUAUGCAAACUUUGAUGUAUUGUUGCUCUUGGAAUGUGAACUUUGUGUACAACAGCUUUACCAUAUUCAGUUUGUUAUAUUCUGCUAUUUGUUUUAUGAAGUUAUUUUUAUGUAGCUUUCAUCAGUUAUUAAGAUUCAAAUAAUAUAACAAACAUCAAAAGCAUUACACAAGUAGGUGUCUCCUAUGUACGUUGUACAAACAGUGUUUACUGCAUGCAAAUAGUAUGUAGGUUUAUAUGAAACCAGUAUGUUGGUUUCUAUGAAACCCACUUACUAUAAAUGUUAUCCAACUUCAAUUUUCUCUUAACCUUGCAUACUGAUUUAUAAAAUUGAUUUUAAUAUUUGUGCUUUUAUUAUUUCCAUUGGUUUGUUAUUAACCUGUUUAACAAGCUUUCUGUUCUUUUAAGUAGAUAUUGUGUUGGUCUAGUUACUGGGAAGUACAUGGGCCCAUAUUCACUAACCACUUCUAAGACUUGAGUCUAAAAACACUCUUGAAACUGUUUUGUAAUAAUAUUGGUGUACAAUUUAAUAUAACACAAAAUGUAAUACCCUCAAGUACUCAAGUACACUAUUCUUAUUUUAAAACAAUUUAUGUAUGAACUAAGCAAAACUUACAUCUUGUAUAUGUUCAAACGCAGAAUAUUUGUUAUGGCCUCCUUAUAAGAAAAGGGGGUAUACUUCCCAUGUGCAUCUGUCACUGACAGAAGAUGACCUCGAUUGAAAUUGGGGUCACUUGGUCAAAGGUCAAUUUCACUGUCACAAUAAUUGUGAAAAUUGUUCCGAUCAAUAACUCAUCAAAGAAUUGACCAAUCCGCUUGAUAUUUCACAUAAUUUUAUGCAUUGGUCAUGGACAGAAGAUGACCCAUAUUGAAAUUGGAGUCACUACGUCAAAGGUCAAGGUCACUUUCACAAUAAGUGUGAUAAUCUUUCCUAUCAAUAACUUGUCACCGUAAUGACCGAAUGGCUUGAUACUUCACUAGUGCAUUGGUCUUGGACAGUAGAUGAUCCCUAUUGAAAUUGGGGUCACUUGUUCAAAGGUCAACGUCACUGUGUUAAUUUGGUUUUUGUUCGAUAUGUCAUCAAAGGAUUGACUGACGGGCCUCAUACUUUGCAGAUGCAUUGACCCAAGUUGAGCAGUAGAUAAUAGCUAUUGAAAUUUAGGUCAAUGAUUAAAGUCAAUGAGACACUAGUGACAUCUGUCUCCGACCACAUAGCUCUUGUUUUUGUUUAAUUUUAUUCUUUAGUCUUAAGUCUAAAAAUGGUUUGAUAAAUAAAGACCCAUUUUGAAACCUUUCUUAAAAUAUAUUUAACAAUUAACAAAAAGAGAUCAAAAAUCUGGUAUUCCAUAUUGUGUUUUCCAGUUCUUAUUUUGUGUACACUUUUUGUUGUACAAAGCAAUUUAAAUCAGUAUCUUAUAAUAGGCUUUCAUGCCUUUUUGUGUUACAAAACUAAAGUAAAAUGCUAUCUGUAUACGCAAUGGAGUUACUGGUAAGUUAUGUAUGCAAGACAAGUGAUUUUCUAGUUUCAGACCGAUUGGCCAAUUGGCUUAAUAACAAAAAUAAUUUACUUCAGAACUAAUUGAAGAACUCAUGGCCACCAAGGUCAUUGUUUGUGACAUUCUUAUCUAAGGAUUGCUGAUAGUCCCGAGGCCAACUGAAUAUUGGAUGCCAAAAUCUCAUUUCCUUCCUGCUCUGACAAUGUCACUUGACCAGAGACUCAUGCUUAUGUGUAGAUUGUGGGUUUUAGACCCCUCCUGAGGACUGGCAUUCUCAUUAUCUCUAUUAAUUUCCAGACCAAACACUUCUGGUCAGUGGUUGCUAGGAAACGCUUUAAGCAGUUUGCAGUUAUUAUUUAACAAACAUAUAUUUUUAGCAGUAAUCACUCAGAUCUUAUUAAGACAUGUCAUCUACUGAGACUAAUAACUAGUGUAAUUGACAUUUUUUCAACUUUUCAGGAGUACAAAUUUUAUGAAAAUAUAUAAAGAGCACUUACUUUGUUUGCAUUCAAAAUAGUUCAGGGUUGAACUUAUGGUAGUUGCUCUUUUCUUAAUUAUUUAUUUAAAAAAAAAGACAUCUCAAUUUGGAGUUGUGUUUUGUUUUUCUAAUUGUAUUAUAAUUCUAAUCCGAAAAUUAUAACACUGAAAUUUUUUUGAAGUUUUUUGCUUCUACUGAAAAUUUUACAAAACACCAGUUACACUACUUUUUACAUUCAUAAGAAAACAUGUGUUCCCUCAUGUCAAUAUAAAAAAUGUGGAAAUUUUUUUUUUUUAAAAAAAGGUGAUGAUGUAUCAUCAAGUGAACAAAAUACCUUUUUGUAAUGAGCUUUCAAAACUCUGCAAUUUUAAAUCAUAUUGAAUUUCCUAUAAACAUAUUCUUUUAAAGUCAAAAUUGCUAUUCAUUUUGGUGUUGGUUUCAUUUUUAGCUCAGCUGUUUUUUGGAGAAAACCCGAGGUAUUGUCAUAGCCAGUUGUUGUGUCUGUCGUCGUGUCGUCCGCCAUGCUUAAACCUUAACAUUUUGUUAAGGUUUUGAACAUUGGCUCUAAAAAUCAAAGUGCUUCAAACUACAACUUUGAAACUUCAUAGGUAGCUGCACCUGGAUGAGUUCUACAUGCCACACCCAUUUUCGGGUCACUAGGUCAGAGGUCAAGGUCACUGUGACCUAAAAAAAAAUAAUUCUGACAAGCUUUCAUUUAUUCAAAACUGCACUGGCAGCCGAGCGUGGCACCUGUUAUGUGGUGCUCUUGUUAUAAUUCUAAUCUGGAAAUUAUAACACUGAAUUUUUUUUAUUGUUAAAUGUCACUUCAAUUUUGAAAAUUUGGUUGAACAAAAUCUUUUUACCAAAAAGGUGAUGAUGUAUCAUCAAGUGAACAAAGUACUUUUUGUAAUGAGCUUCCAAAACUGCAGUUUUAUAUCAUAUUGAAUUUCCUUUAAACAUGUUUUUUUCAAGUCGAAAUUGCAAUGCAUUUCGGUGAUGGUUUCAUUUUUUAGUGGAAGCUUUGUAUAUGACAAACCCAAUAAAAAUGUGUUGACAUGACUGGUCCCUGAGCAGUACACCAAAUAUAUAUGAGUCGCGUUCUGAGAAAACUGGGUUUAAUGCAUGUGCAUGUGCAUUCCGCACAGGCUAAUCAGGGAUGGCACUUUCCGCCUUAACUGGAUUUUUGUGUAGAAGAGACUUCCUUUAAACGAAAAAUUCCAUAAAAGCGGAAAGUGUCGUACCUGAUUAGCCUGUGCGGACUGCACAGGCUAAACUGGGACGACACUUUACGCACAUGCAUUAAGCCCUGUUUUCUCAGAACGCGACUCAUAUGACUCUGUGUGAUUAAUAUAGGUAGAAAUUGCGCAGGUAUUUUUAUUCAUUUGCUGUUUUAUGCUGAAUUUAUUGUUUCUAUUUGUUGUAAUAUAGUUAUUGUUUUAAGUUGUUACAAAAAGUUAUCGUUAGAUUCUGAAGCAAAACUGCUUAUAGCAUUGUAAUAUUAUGUUAUUGUUAUGCAAUCUAACAUAUAGUAUGACAGUCUUUAUUUAUGCUCAUUGAUACCAUAACAAAUAAAUUUCUACAGUAAUGUCCAUUUGUAGGGGACAAAAACUACGGUAGUUUGAUUUAAGUUUAAAUAAUUCAGCUCAUAUUUUUAGAAAAAUACAAAAUAAGGCAUUAUAAUGGCUUUAGCACAACUAAAAAAACAAUAUCUAUAUACUUAUUGGACAGAGUGGCAUCUUGAAAACAAUUACUUACUUUUGCCUUGAAAACAGUUGUAAUCUUUGUGAAGCACUCAAUUAUGUGAUCAGAACAAUCUUAAUGUGCAUGCCUACUCAAGUAUACUGGUGUCAUAUUCUGCAGAUAUCUAAAGAUAUAGUGUAUUAUUAAUCUUAAAUUCACCUGUUUAUUAAUGUUUACAUUGUAUGUGUGGAUUGCAUUAUGGCAAAUGAUAGUUAUAUGGUAAGAGUUAUACACAAUUAUAAUAGUAUAUUUAACAUACAACAAAUUUUCUUCAAUAAAAAUAAACAUACAUUUAAGGAUUAUUCCCUGUUUUAUGAGUCACCAUCGUGUGUUGAAGGCAUUUAAUCAUUGGUUUUGUCCGUCAGGGUACAUAGCUAAAACCGUAUCAUCUACACAUAAUGCCACAAUUCUUUGGUUAUUAUGCAAUUGUUGCUUGUGGCCAUUCCCUAUCACUCCAUAUCAUUCAUCCUCACUUUGACCAUCUAAUUGGUACUUACACAUUGACCUUUCUUGGAAAUGGGCUUUCCAACACAUACAGAUGCAUAUGUGUUGUCAAACACAGAUUAUUGUCCCCUACCAGUUUCACCGGAGGGGACUUAUGGUUUGCGCUCGGUGUGUCCGUCAGUCUGUCACACUUUUCUGGAUCCUGCGAUAACUUUAAAAGUUCUUAAUAUUUUUUUCAUUAAACUUGAAACAUGGAUAGAUGGCAAUAUGGACAUUAUGCACGUCAUUUCAUUGUGUUCCUACGUCAAAAAUUCUGGUUGCUAUGGCAACAAAUAGACUAGAAAUACUGCUGAAAAUGGUGGUUUUCUGGAUCCUGCGAUAACUUUAAAAGUUCUUAAUAUUUUUUCAUGAAACUUGAAACAUGGAUAGAUGGCAAUAUGGAGAUUAUGCACGUCAUUUCAUUUUGUUUGUACGUCAAAAAUUUUGGUUGCUAUGGCAAGAAAUAAAAUUAAAAUCUGACAAUGCUGGAAUUUCUGAUAAUGGUGGAGCCAGAAGGGGAAAUAUAUUGCUUGGCAAUAGUCUUGUUGUUUGUCUCUCUUUGUCACAUGAUAGCAAUCAUGCUGAUCCAUCAUGAAUAGUAAUGACACCAGAACACCACACUACAAAACCUAUUAACAUGGUCUGCGAGUUUAUCCAUAAAUAUGAAACAUUGAUCAGUAGUAAAUGCACCAAUUUGUGUCUGGACCAAGGUUUUGGUUCCACGGGUUUAUAUGUUUCUUUACAAGCAAAGAUUAGGUUUGCUAGCCUUUUCUUAAGUCAUUUUGGGUAGAGAACUUAGUUAUAACAACAGGUUGUUUCUAGGGACAACAUACAAUUACUGAGAUAUAUGGUAAAUGUCACAUAAAAGCAAGAUCCCAUAUGACAUAUUUCCUGAAAAAGGUGCCACCAGGUCAAGAGAAAAAAACAAUUUUAGCAUUCAUUAUGAAACCAUUCCCAUAGGUUCAGUUCUAAUAUUGGUUAAAUUAUUUUUUCAGUUCUCUUCCCAUAUAUAAAUGUAUGUUAGGAGGGAAAAGCUAUGAUAGAUGAUGAUUUGAACUACAUGUAUGUAUACUGUGUUAUUUGCUGAAUUAUUAAUAUUGUGGUUUAAGCUGAUAACCCUUUACAUUUUGACAAAGUUGUUUAUAUUGAAUUACAAUGAAAUGAAUGACAUUUUAAUGCCUCGAUAAUAUAUUUGUUAAAUUUAGAUUAAGUACUGCAAAUGUGCUACUGGAACAUAUUGUCAUGACCUCAUUGGCUGUUGAAGUUUUGAUUAUGCUUGAUUGGUCAUUGUUGGCUUUUGUAUUACUUAAAUGUACCCCGGGUAUUUUUAUGUAUACUUUAAUGUACCACAAGUACGAAAAUAUAUUUACAUGUACCCGGCAAAUUUAGACUCAAUUGUACUGAAGUUUUAUUUCCCAUAAAAUCUGCUGUCGUAAAACAUGCUGCGGUAUACAAAACAAAAUUCUCUUUGAACGAAACCUGCCUCAACAUUAUUUUUUGAGUAUGAUAUUGGAUAAUAUAGAAAAAAAAUAUUGACAUAAAUAUGAACAUGAUUAAUAAAAAAAAUAGCCGAAAACAACAUAUUUAUUGUUAGAAUUCCCGGGUAUGUUUUAGUAUAUUUUCUGUACCAAGGGUACAUUUCAGUAUAUUUUAGAGUACGCGGGUUACAUUUUAGUAUGUAGUACCCGAGCUGACAAUGACGAAUUUAGCUUUAAUAAGCUGAAAGCAGAAUUUCUGUCACUUGAUUGAUAUGAGAUAACACAACUGCCUGAUCAUGUGUUGUUUUGAUUUAAAUGUUUAAUCACAUUUGAAGGCAUAUGCUUUCAAGGGCUAAUUGAUUUUGUGGAUUUUAAUGUUAAAAUGAUUGAGAGCUUGUUAAGAUUCUGUUGCAUGUAUUUAUUAUUAAGUUUAUGAUGGACAUUUAAAAUAGUCAUUGUAUUUUAUUUCACCAUUUUGCGUAAAUAUUUCAACACUGGCUCAUGGAAUUGUUUCUUUAUUUUGGCAUUUAGAAAAAGCUCCCUUCAUUCAAUUACUUAACUAAUAAUACCCACAAUAUAUUGACAGUGACAUUUGUAAGGUCAAUCAAUAUUGCCAGAACAACAUCGAUCAAAAGACAAUCGAGCCAAAAUUAGAACGAUAAGGGAAUACUUUAAAUGGAGAAUACUUUAACAUGCAUACAUCUGUGCAUUUGAAAUUGUCUGCUCCAUAAUUCUAAAUUUAACUGCCAUACAGAUGCUCACCAACAGUUGUUCCACAAUGAUCAAUAUAGAUUACCAGGCAAAAAGUGUUUGUUUAGAAUGAAUCCUUUUAUGCUUACUCAGCAUCUUUCUGUAACAGUGACCGACUUUAUGAUCGAAUGUCAGACAUAGAAGGGUUUAAAAAGAACCAUACAUUGUGCAUAUAUAUAAAAAUAUUGUUAUUAAUGUAUAUAUAAUAAAUAUAUGUUAAGAAUCUC
Molecule: messenger RNA, 9465 nt
Organism: Dreissena polymorpha
Lineage: Eukaryota; Metazoa; Mollusca; Bivalvia; Myida; Dreissenidae
Product: synaptotagmin-7-like
Exons: 11
Coding region: 428-1840 (470 amino acids)
Biological process (GO): calcium-ion regulated exocytosis; vesicle fusion; regulation of dopamine secretion
Cellular component (GO): membrane; synapse; axon
Molecular function (GO): SNARE binding; clathrin binding; calcium ion binding
Source: RefSeq, a predicted model, not a curated record